AUGGUGGAUAGAGAGAGGGAAGAAGUAGUAGUGAUAAGGGAGUUCGAAGAAGAAAGAGAUGUGAAAGUGGUGGGGAAGCUUGAGAGGAACUGUGAGAUUGGGACUAAAGAAGGGCUCUCCAUCUUUACCAACUUGCUUGCUAAUCAUCCUUUUUCUAGGAUUUGCUUCUACCCUCUUCGUCUCAUCUUGGUAGCUGAGGUGGUAGAAAGUGGUGAGAUUGUAGGAGUGGUUCGAGGAUGCAUUAAGACAAUAGGGUCUCAUUAUUCAGGGUCACUCUUCAAGAUGGGUUCUAUACUUGGCCUUCGGGUCUCUCCUACUUAUCGAAGAAAAGGGGUAGGACAAAAGCUAGUGAACUCAGUUGAAGAAUGGAUGCUAAGAAAUGGAGCAGAGUACUCAUUCGUUGCCACAGAGAAGAACAACACUGCCUCCACCAACCUAUUCUCCCUCAAAUGCCACUACCUCAAUCUCACUUCUCUCCACAUUUUCGUCCACCCCACUACUUUCCCUCCCAGCGGGCACAUCGUCUCCGGCGCCGGCGCCACCAGCAGACAGGUCAAAGUACAGAAGCUCAACAUAACCCAAGCCAUCUCCUUGUACACCAGAACCUUAAAACACAAAGACCUAUAUCUCACAGACAUGGACCUUAUCUUGAAAGAGAAGCUCAGCCUCGGCACUUGGGUAGCGUACUACAAAGACGAUGGUAAUUGGGAACUCGACAAUGAAACUAACAAUGUUCCAACUUCUUGGAUUGUAUUUAGCAUAUGGAACACCUGUGAAGCCUAUAAGCUUCAGGUUAGGUCAAAGUAUAAGCCAUUUAGGGUUUUAAUUCACACGACUCUGAACCAUGCAAGAGACAAGAUCUUCCCUUGUCUGAGAAUCCCUGUGAGCGACUCGCUGUCGAGGCCGUUUGGGUUUCUGUUCAUGUAUGGGCUCCAUGGGGAAGGAGACAACCUCGGAGAGCUCAUGGAAUGUGCGUGGAGGUUCACGUCGAGGUUGGGGGAAAAGAUGAAGGACUGUAAAGUCGUUAUAACUGAGCUAGGGUUUGGUGAUCCUCUCGCAAAGCUCGUGCCUCAGACAGCUUCCAUGUCUUGUGUUGAUGAUCUCUGGUAUAUUAAGAGGCUUUCACGACAGAGUGAUGAGGAUGAGGAUGAACUGUUGAUGAAGGGGCAAGUGAGGAAUGUGUUUGUUGAUCCUAGGGAUUUUUAG
Neltuma alba is the source of this 1206-nucleotide messenger RNA. Its product is annotated as probable N-acetyltransferase HLS1. The transcript has 3 exons. Gene Ontology annotation, molecular function: acyltransferase activity, transferring groups other than amino-acyl groups. The record is from RefSeq and is a predicted model, not a curated record. NCBI's taxonomy places the organism in Eukaryota, Viridiplantae, Streptophyta, Magnoliopsida, Fabales, Fabaceae. Bases 1 to 1206 code for a protein of 401 amino acids.